CGGUGCGUUAGCGCCUCGAAGCGCGCCCCCUACCGCGGAGUAGGCGCGGAACAGUUACGCUCUGGGCCCGAAGGGCAUUUAUUGAGCGCCCACAGAAUGCCCGCGCUGCACUGCGUGCCACCACUUCGGCUAGCGCGCGGGGAAUCCCCGUCUCCAAGGGCCCGGUCUUACGCACGCCCGCAGCCGCCCGGGCCCGGGUCUGAGCGCUGGAUGACGUGGGCUCUGCAGGGAGAGGGGCGCGCGGCGGGCCGGUAGGGGGCGCGGCGGGCCGGACCGGGCGGGGCCGGGCGGGGCCGGGCGGAGCGGGGACCGGACCCAGCGACGCGCACCCUCCGCGGUCCGCAGAUGGCGGCGCCGGGCGCGGGGCCCGGGCCGGGGCCGCCACCGGGGCUGGAGGCGGCCCUGCAGAAGCUGGCGCUGCGGCGGAAGAAGGUGCUGAGCGCCGAGGAGAUGGAGCUGUUCGAGCUGGCGCAGGCGGCGGGCGGCGCCAUGGACCCCGACGUGUUCAAGAUCCUGGUGGACUUGCUGAAGCUAAACGUGGCGCCCCUCGCAGUCUUCCAGAUGCUCAAGUCCAUGUGCGCCGGGCAGAGGCUGGCGAGCGAGCCCCAGGACCCCGCGGCGGCGCCCCUGCCCACGCCCGGCGUGCCUGAGACCCGAGCGGCCUCCUUUCUCUCUGCCGAGAACUGUACCCCCCCCGCAAGGCCCUCCUUUUCCUCGGCCCUGCAGCCUGCGGCCUCUCCAGUUCUGCUCCACGGCCCAGCUGCCUCGCACUCGCCUCUUUCUCCGGGGCCCCCCGGUUCCCUCCGGUUCUCUUGCUGCCUGUUCUCUCCUUUUGCAGGGAGAAACAAAGGCAGUGGUGCCCUUGGCGGAGGCCCGGCGCUGCCAGAGCGCGGCAUCCGGGAAGGAUCCAGCCAGAGGAUGCCCCGCCAGCCCAGCGCCACCAGGCUGCCCAAGGGGAGCGGGCCGGGGAAGAGCCCCACGCGGAGCAACACCUGAGCAAGAGGAUUCGCAUGGGCCCACCACGGGCUGCCAGCCUCUCAGACAGGCUGCUCCUCCCGUUGGUAAUAAACCUCUUUGAAAACCUGA
Balaenoptera acutorostrata (minke whale) is the source of this 1086-nucleotide messenger RNA. RefSeq names its product mitotic spindle organizing protein 2B (gene MZT2B). Gene Ontology annotation, cellular component: spindle; centrosome. The record is from RefSeq and is a predicted model, not a curated record. The transcript is spliced from 4 exons. The coding region runs from base 346 to 996 and encodes 216 amino acids. NCBI's taxonomy places the organism in Eukaryota, Metazoa, Chordata, Mammalia, Artiodactyla, Balaenopteridae.